Messenger RNA from Chara braunii, 2505 nucleotides. Lineage: Eukaryota; Viridiplantae; Streptophyta; Charophyceae; Charales; Characeae. The record is from the annotation of a GenBank genome assembly.
GCGUUUUCUGUGAUGGGCAGAACCCAGACCAGAGCGAAGGCAACUCAGGAUGCCUUAUGCGAAGGAAGAUCCCUGUGUGGCCCUACCAGUUAAACAGCGGGAUGGGCUGAAGAUAUCCUUGCCGAGGCAAGUCAGAGAAGGAGAGUAUAUCUCUUCUUAGUGGGGCAUGUCGAUAGAUAAAGGGGUCUUUAUUUGGAUCGAGUCUGACCUUAGUGAUGAUCAGGACUGCGUGAUUAUGAGGGCGACGCUGUACGCCUCACCAUCAUUCUGGGUCUUGCACGGGAUAGAGUUGGCACUUGGGCAUGAAAGCCUACUCGCGAAACCCUUGAGAGUGGUUGAGGCAGCCGCCGCAAAAUGGGCAAGAGGCAGGGUUCAGAAAAGGGGAGAGCAGGUGGUGAUCCAGGUAGAGGUCAAACACACGAAAGAGUUUGCACUUCCCUCAGCCUCAUUACAAGUUACCCUGCCAAAGGUCUUAGUAGAAGAAAGGUUUGGGGGACAAGCAAGAGUGGAAGCCGCUGCAGAAGCCGCUGUGAAGGCACGCGAAUGGGAGUAUGCACGAUACACGUGCGAGCUGAUAUAUGGGUUGUACUUGGACCAGAAAUUUUUACCCUAUAGCCAAGAACUCAGGGACGUGGCCAAGGUGGUUGAUGCGUAUGUAAGCUCCCAUGAUCCCGAUGGGGAGGCUGUAGACUGGGAUGAGGCCGGUACCAGCAUCAUGGCUGAAAAGAGCAGUUUCGCCAAAAUCCUAUCCUGGAGGAGUACGUGCCUCAGUAAAGUGUUGUUGUGCGAGUCAGUGAGCGACUCGAUGCCCCCAGAGCUUCGCGCCCUACUGUUUCAGGGAAGAAAUCUGCCUGCCUUCCUACGCGGCUAUCAUGACUUCGGUCUCAUGAAGAGGUGGGACGAGAAAGCGAUGUGGAGCAUGUUGCCACUGUUUGUCUGCGAAGAGUUGAGUGAGGAAGUGUAUACCCUUACGCUAAAGUCGCAGACCUGGGAUGAGCUGGAAAGUUCUCUGAAGUUAAGAUUUUCAGAGGAUGGAGUGGAAAGCCAGCUUGGUGAAGGCCUUGAGCGUCCAGCUGGGAUUGCGUCAACACAAGAAGAGUUGAGCGGUAUACAGAGGCAUGUUGGGAUGUUAGAAGAAAGGUUGACGCGACUGGAAGAAGCCAGGCGUGGCAAGAGGAAGGCCCUUGAAGGAGCAUCGAGUGGGCCGGUUGGGCAGGGUGAGGCAGAGGCAAGGGAAGUUCAUCAGAAGUUACUCCUCCACAAGGGAACUUCGAAGGGACGAGUCCGCACCCUGGAAAGAGGCGAAGGCAAGGGGGUCGUUGAGGUAAAGGAGGAGCGGGAAUCUAAUAUGGCCUUGCCUGUCAUUGCACCUGAUCCGAAGAGAGGGUUCAUCAACGUGGAAACAUCCUCGGCUGCGGGUCGGGAGAGGCAAAGGAGUGAGUGGUGGCCAGAGCACUGGGCAAGGGUGGUAUGUGAUCGUUGGGGAAAGAUUGGCCGUACCCCUCAAGGAAGUCAAGAGAAGGGUGUGACGGGAGGAAAAGGGAAGCCUGAACCUCCCAAGUUGACAAAGGCUCAGCGGAAGGCGAGGAAUCGGGCCCAGGGAGGCCAAGGUAACGGAAAGGGGCAGGGCAUGCGACAGGGAGGGGCCACCCCGCAUGAAUUGAGAGGCAAGCCGGCACAGGCGGGACCUCCACUGACCGAGCAGGCAUUGUACGGGUCGUGGACACCAUACGGUAAAGUGGGCCCGAGGCCUAUAUAUAAUCCAUAUCUUUCCUGGAUGCAAGGCAUUUGUUUGGGCCCACAAAUAAGUAUGAUGCCGCCUAGGCCUCCCGCAGUCCAGAUUCGACCAACUCUGCCUAUGAGACUGUUGCAGCCACCGACACAGCGGGUGCCACAAGGCGACACGACCGGUGCAGAAAGCCAAGGGCGGGGAGCUGGAAGAGGCCGCGGGGAUGGAGGGCGCAACAAUAAAGGGCAAGGUAGAGACAGAGGAGGUACUGGAGGGCACGAUGGACACCAGCGAAACCACAAGGGGGAUGUGGGGAAGAAAAAGGCAUAACAAGCAGCAAAUGAACGAUAGUCGGGUAGGAAAGGCGGCCAAGGGAAGGCCAAAGGGAGAAUAGGGUGGCUGGAAGGUGUAAAAGGUGAUGGAAGGAGGUGGGGUUAGAGGGAAUAUAGUAGUGUGAGGGAAGGCAAGACUCUAACCCGUGAGCCGAGGAGCAAUCAGUCAAGGGAUAGUCCUGGACCGCUUUGGGUUGGGUUACUAUAAUAGAUUCAAUCUUGUAUAUGUGAACGUAGAAGUAGGAUAGCGCGAUUCUUGAUUGUGUGGUCCCACGCCUCGUAUUUUAGCCAACAAGGGAUUGACUGUAUACUAAAUAAGCGGGGAAGAGUGUAUACACUAAGGUGUUGUGAGUGUAUAUGGGACCCUAAAGAGACCUUAAGGUAGAUGGGGUAAGUGGCUCCCAGACUCUUAUGACCGCUUAGGGAUAAAAUGGCUAUAGCGCG